Clunio marinus is the source of this 3445-nucleotide messenger RNA. The record is from the annotation of a GenBank genome assembly. NCBI's taxonomy places the organism in Eukaryota, Metazoa, Arthropoda, Insecta, Diptera, Chironomidae.
AUGCAUGAAACAUCACCGGGACAAGUUGAAAAACACGAUUUAGCGAUUAGAAGUGAUAAGAAAAGUGAAUUAUGUAGUGCAAAAGCUAAAAUAAAUAUUGACAUGGAAUUAAAAAGCGUAAAAAUGGAAAAUAUUGAAAAUAGUGAAGAUGAAUUAAUUCAGAGGAUUUAUGACGAUCCUUGUGAAUUGAUGGAUGAUGCUCCAAUGUUCCAUAUGACCAGAAGUCGUAGUUGGUUGUGUUGUCCAUCAUCGGAAGCGUUUUGCAUUCCAAAAACAACACAACCAAGCAAUAUUUUCUAUAAUCGCGCUCAAGACUAUUCAUUGGUCACAGAGGCACCAAGAAUUCAAUUUCACACAGUAGGUUGUCGUUUCAGCGUAGCAAAUCAUCAAAUACAAGCGUUGAACAACGAUAUGAUUGAGCUACGUGCUCGCUUACAAAAAUCCGAUCUAGAGAAGGAGGAGCUCAAAAUGCAAAUACGUGAGUUGUUCAUUGAAAAGGACAACACACAACGGCAUUUAGAAGCGAUUAGUCAGGCGCACGAAAGUCGCAUAACUGAGAUGCAUUGUGUUAUUGUUGAACUCAAUAAGAAGUUGAAGAUGCAACAGGAGACAGCGAUUAUUGAGGAAACUGAACCAGAAGGAAGCGAACUGAGUUUCCAAGAAGGUUCAGUCUAUAAUUCUGAACUGGAAACAGCGAACUACGAUCAAAAUGAAGACUCCGAUAUCGAACAGAAAGUGAAAGCACACAUCAUUGAACAAGAUCAUUUACAAAACCAGAAAAUAUUUUACGAGCAACAUCAACAAAAGUCUAGUCCAUCCUUACCAACACCGAAUUACUCAUCACAAAUUCAGUGCAUGCAAGAAGAAAUUCUUCAUCUUCGCGCCCAAAUUGCUCUCCUUCAAUCGGAGCUUGCAUGUCGUGACUACACAAACGAAAAAGUGACAGAAGAUGAUGAUUGUGAUGAUCAAAAUUGCACCGAUUGUAAGAAUGAUGAGAAUGAAAACGACAAAUCAAAUUAUACAAGCGAUGACUUAUGUGAAACUGCUGACAUUUUUGAUGUUGUCAAUCAACAGCAACAACCACCAUCGGCAGCAUCAGCACAAGAUCAACUUAAUGAAUUAUCACGUUUAUCAAUUUCACAAAAUUAUCAGAAAGGAAUUCGGUCACCAAAACAUACGCAAGUCACAAAUUUCAAGCAAUCAUUAAAUAACUUUGAAGUUCCCGUUCCAAAAGUUGCUGAACGUGUUAAAUUGAAGCGAACAAUGGAAGAUAACAGUCAUCACAUCACUGGAAAUGAUUUGACAAGUAAAGAUAUUUUCACAACCGAAGUUGCUGAACAUUUAGUGUCGGAAUUCAUGCAACCAGAACGUGACACAUCAUCACCAGUUGGUCUUCAAAAUGAAGUUUCACGUUUACAAAGACGACUUGAACAUGUAAAACUACAAAAUUCAGUAUUAUCACUCACAUUAGCUGAGAGUAAACAGCAUUGCAAUCACCUUUACUUAUUGUGUGGGAAAUAUGAGUCGAAUGCAGUUGCGUUACAACAAGCAUUGAAUUGUAACGAUCGUGCCAUUGAAGCUUAUGACGUCAUGUUAGCAUUGCUUGAAAGCAAACUUGGCAUGCUUGAAAAUGUCGAAUCAGCUGAAGAGAAUCGAAAGGCUGUUGAACAAGUUGCUCAUCUUCUCUUAGAUCGUUUUAAGAAUGAAAAUAGUUUUCAUGGGAAGUCAUCAGCACCAUGGCAAGAUGCUGUUGUGAUACUUCCUGACACUGAGAAUGUUCCAUGGACGGAUGAUCACGAUCGAAUAUUACGCAAUCAAGUAUCGAAAUUGAAGGGACAAAGAUCGUUUAUUCAGAAUACUGUCGUGAAUCUUGAGUCGCCUUUUAAUUUCGAUGAUGGUGCGAGCAGUAAAACUGAAGGAAGUCCAACAAAAAGUCGCAGUCGCGCAAGACAGAAGUACAUGGACAUUGAGACAGCUGUGCUAAUGCAAGAGUUGAUGAGCUUGCGUGAAGAUAUGUGUGAUUUGAAAUAUCAAAGCGAACAGUCGGAAAAGGAGAAGCUUCAAGCUUAUGAGAAACUUAAAUCGUUGCAGAGUGCACUCGUUCAACUUCAAAGUCAACUUAAUGAGUCGGAGAAUAAACCCAAAGAUCGCUUCUCGUAUUCUGAAGCUGAAUACAAUGCAAGUAUUGAGCGUGAGCUGAUGGAAGCUUUAGGACGUGAGUGUCGAUUAAAAGCGAGAUUACAAGGCUUGGCUGGAUCUUUAGAGACAGCAACAAGAGCCACAAAUUCAAGUACAAAGCAAGCAGUAUCUGAGCUAAAGCAAAGCAAUUCCUGAGUUUCUUCUUUUUCGUUCAAGAAAAAAAUUUAGUCAAAUCUUUUGGCCAUUGAAAUGUGAGUGACGUAAACAAAACAAUCUUCAAUUCUUAAUCAUUUUCAUUGACGUCAUUUCCAUACACUCCCCUGAAAUUCGACAUUAUUUUUUAUCUACUCUAACUUAAUUUUUUUUUUCAUUUUGAUACAAUUUGCGAUUAUCUAAAGAAAAAAAAGUCGAAAAAAUAUUUUUUACUCUCGUAAAGAUUAAAAAUGAAUUAAAUCUAAUUGAUAAGUGAGCGAAUUAAUUGUGAGAUAUAAAACAAUUAACUUUUUAUUGCUAGAAAAAAAAAGAAAAAUUGCCUUUUGAUGGAGUUAUUUAGAAAAACAAAUGGAAUGAAAUAUCAGCAUUGUUGAUGAGAACGUGAAACAUAAAGUUGACUUAAAGCCAAAAAUUAUCAAUUUAUUAUGCAAGAUUAAAAGAUAUUGCUAAUUAAAUAUUUUAUGAUGAAUACUUACUUAACCCAUUGAACGCUUCAAUGAAGUUGUAGCAUUUGAAACAUAAUCAAAUUAAUUAUUAAAGCAAACAAUUGCCUAUGGAUCACUUGCUUCAUGUAACGCAAGCUACUAAGUAACUACAUUUUGCCAGAUUAAACGCGUAUUUAAAAUGAUGUGAGAAAAUAAUUAAAUUAAUAUCAUAUUGACAGAACGGCGACAGUUGAAUAUCUUGAUAAAUAAUAUCAUUAAAGAAACCUUAAAAGCUGAAUUGUGUUACAAAAAUUUACUUAAAUAAUUCUAGUUAUUGUUCAAUGUUUAUCCCGAAUCGUGCCAUUUUAUGUUUAAUCAUUUAUUGAGCUGCCGCAUUAUUUUGAUUUUUACAUAACAACAUUUUCCUGUUAACAUUUGCAAUCAACUGAUGAAUAAAAUGAAUCAGAAUACUUAUCAUUAAAGUUUAUAUAGUUUUUAACUUAAUUUUUCAUAUAUUUUCAGGAAGGACUUUGUCAGUUUAUUUUAGAAAUAUUUUCUAUUUUCUCUCCAAUCAUCUUUAAAAUAAUCUUUUCAAUUCAAGGCCAAGUCGAAGAGUGAAAUGACUUGUCUUUUUCUUCAACGACAACAAAUUCAUGAAUGACUGUCGU